AUGAACGGCAGCACAGUGAACUUCACGGGAGGAAACUCCACGAUGUACGAGACUUUCUGGCCGUGUUUCUAUUGGUACGAGGAAAAUAAUGUGGAUUUUGACCAGGCCGUAGCUGCGUGCUCUCAUCUUCCUAAUUUGGUUCUGGAUCAGAACAAGAAAGUCGGGAUCGCCUCCGCUGCUGUCGGGACAGUCGCUCUCCUCAUGAAUGUCGUGGUUUUGUCCGGAGUGCUGAAAAACCAUCAACUCUCUAAACCCAUGUACAUGUUCGUGGCAAAUCUGGCUGUAGCGGACUGCGUGGCGGGUUUGUUUUCUUUCUUCUUCUGCGCAAGUUUCCAGUUGGAAUUCUUUACACUAUGGAUGAGGUUGGGCUUCUACUGUACCUUCUUUGUAGUGUUGGUCUUAUCAGCAGUUGGCGUGGUCCUCCUGUCCAUGGACCGUUAUCUGGCCAUCCUCCACCCAAUAUUCUACCAGACCCGCAUGUCUGGACGACACGUUGCCGUCAGUUUGGGGAUUGCGUGGCCAGCUUCUUUGCUUGUGUGCCUGUCUCCUCUCAUGGGCUGGAACUGCAGCAAUAUUAAGAUAGAGACCUGCUUGAUGAUCGUGCCCGUAAGUUAUCUGAUUCUGACGAAUGCCAUCUUGUUGAUGUCCGUAGUAAUAGUGGUCUUCGUCAAUGUCAGAAUCUUCAUCGAACUGAAGCGACGCUUCUCUAGAACCAGACCGCCCGAGAACUCUCGAGACGAUCUAGAAGACUGUGAGAUGAAGGCAAGGCCGUACUGGGGGUUCCUGAUCGCUCUCUUCAAUUCGGUAGUCAACCCAAUCAUCUACGCGCUCAGGAUCAAAAAGAUUCGGGAAGCCGUGCAUCAUCGGGCCCGACGACUCGCUAACUCGGUUCGUGCAAAGUUUGGGUGGUCAUCAAAUGAAGUGGUCAACAUUCAUCAGAUCGUUGCCGUUGGAGAUGCGCGAGUGAUGGACGCUGUUGCUGGACCAAGUACGGACAGUCGGACUGACCAGCCGCCUAAAUGGGCAGCCAGUCGAAGAGCGAAUCCUAGGGUCGCACUAAGCUAA
Branchiostoma belcheri (Belcher's lancelet) is the source of this 1065-nucleotide messenger RNA. RefSeq names its product adenosine receptor A2b-like. NCBI's taxonomy places the organism in Eukaryota, Metazoa, Chordata, Leptocardii, Amphioxiformes, Branchiostomatidae. The record is from RefSeq and is a predicted model, not a curated record. Gene Ontology annotation, biological process: G protein-coupled receptor signaling pathway. Gene Ontology annotation, cellular component: membrane. Gene Ontology annotation, molecular function: G protein-coupled receptor activity. Bases 1 to 1065 code for a protein of 354 amino acids. The transcript is spliced from 2 exons.